Molecule: messenger RNA, 348 nt
Organism: Striga hermonthica
Lineage: Eukaryota; Viridiplantae; Streptophyta; Magnoliopsida; Lamiales; Orobanchaceae
Source: the annotation of a GenBank genome assembly
AUGGCCAAGCUUUUUGCUUCUUUCCUCGUCCUCCUCUCAGUUUGUACUCUCGGUUGUAACCUCGUUUUGGCAGACGACACAACAAAAACAUUUUGUGUGGCGAAGCCUUCGACUGACGACACAGCUCUGAAGAACAAUAUUGCAUUCUUGCAAAAUUCGGGGAUCAAACUAAGCGAACCGUGCUCGAAACCAAGUACAAACAUCAACAUUGCUUCCGUGCUCAUGAAUUCUUAUUAUCAGGCAAACGGAAGGAACGCUCACAACUGUGAUUUCGCCGAUUCUGGACUCAUUACCCUCACCGAUCCGAGCUAUAGCAGUUGCAAGUACGCAUAUAACUCUACUAUAUGA